Molecule: messenger RNA, 713 nt
Organism: Neogale vison (American mink)
Lineage: Eukaryota; Metazoa; Chordata; Mammalia; Carnivora; Mustelidae
Gene: SMIM18
Product: small integral membrane protein 18
Exons: 3
Coding region: 214-510 (98 amino acids)
Source: RefSeq, a predicted model, not a curated record
UCCAUCUUGGAUGUGCACUGGACUGCAUUACAAACAGACGAUACCAUCGCUUCAACAGCAGCCUUCAGACAAGAGCCACUAUUUCCUGAUUCAGGUCACCUGUCCUUGAAGUUUAAAAGACUGGAAAUAGGAGAGAGAGAUACACUGAGCCAACAAGCUGAGAAGGAGCCACACAGAUUCAAAAGAGCAAUACAAGAAGUAGAAUCCCUAAGAAUGGCCUCCCUGACCUCCAGCCUCUGGAAUGAAACCACUACAUCUGUUUAUCAAUACCUUGGUUUUCAAGUUCAAAAAAUUUACCCUUUUCAUGAUAACUGGAACACUGCCUGCUUUGUCAUUCUGCUUUUAUUUAUAUUUACAGUGGUAUCUUUAGUGGUGUUGGCUUUCCUUUAUGAAGUGCUUGACUGUUGCUGCUGUGUAAAAAACAAAACUGUGAAAGACUUGAAAAGUGAACCUAACCCUCUUAGAAGUAUGAUGGACAACAUCAGAAAACGUGAAAUUGAAGUGGUCUAGCACUCUACUAAGAUGAACAAAAUCUCUGAAAACAGCCUUCAACUACUGAGAAAAAAAGAAAAUUUUCUGAGGCCAACUGUUAUUAUGAAAAUUGACUCUGAAUGAUUAAAAGAUUUCUAAAAGAAGGGAAAAACAAGUCAAAUAUGCACUUUGUCUAUGUGUAUCCCUUUCAUUAAAUGUACAGUAAAACUUCACAAAUGUAA